AUGUUUGGCAUCAGUUUGCCUUCUUUGGGAAGUGCUGCACGCCCCAAGGUGGACCCUAAGGAUGUCCCUGCACCGACUCGGGUAAUUUUCCCUCCGCAACACGUACCCGACUCUUCCGAAACCGGGUCGGAGGCCGUGGACGGCGCUGCUCCGCCGGGCUCCGCGAGCCUUGUCAAAACCCUCCAGGCGAUAUGUCGCCCUGGUGAUAUCACGGGCACCACCUUUGACGCCUUUGGCUUGAAGACGUUCUACGAUGCUACCCCAGCGGAAGUGGUGCCUGAUCCUUCGUACAUCCCCGAUUUUUCGACCUGGGAUAGCCUCACUAUAGACGAAGCUAGGGAGAAAAAUGCGUCUACGCGACUACCGUUGAACAAUGGAAACUUGUCUCCCGGAUGCCAAACCUACGUCGAGCGAAAGUCAGAGCUAUCAAUUCCGAAUCAAGAUGCCUUCCGAACUGUCCGACGCUUGCCCGCUGCCAAAGGCAAGCCUCAGCCAAGGCUAGGGAACUCGUACGAGUUCUUCCGUUGCUUAGAGCUGUUUACUACUUACUGGGAUGAUCCGACGGUACCCCUUCCUAAGAGCUCCUCGGAGGAACCUUCCACCGACCCUUCCCUUCCGGCUAGUGAUCCUGCCGUUGUAGGUUCCACAUCUACUUCUACUUCAGAUGAUAAUGAUGGGUAUUACCGCACUAUGACAGGCACGGCGAUGCCCGCCGAGCAUCGCCAUGCUCUCCUAUCCUCCUUCAUCAGACUCGUCGCAUACGAUUUCGGCUGCAAUGUCACUACGCCCCGUGCAGAACCCCGACUUCAACUCUGCACGCCGCUUUCUGCGGUCGAUCCGGGCCACCAGCCUCGCAAGUCCUACGUUCCGUCCGGCUGCAUUUUCGUCUUCCGCACGCCCACCAAGCGGGAGCACGCUAGAGCGGGUAUGGUCGAGGGUCCCGUUGCCGCCGUUAGCGCGCGAGGCACCCUGAGCCUUGAUUUAGAGCUUGAAAAGAACCAAGAUCUUGCCAGGGAAAUUCUCGCCGCCCUCGUCACGGCCCAGCACCGCGCCAGGGAAGGAAAGACGGAACAGCGCUUCGGCGAGGGCCAGUGGUGGACCACAAAGAAGAGGUGGGGAGGUGGUCCCGGCGGUCCCAUCGGUCGAGAAGUCGACAAGGACGACGUCGUCGGAGACAAAGACGCCUCCUCCCCUCCGACGAAGAAGCCCCGGAAGACCAUGGCUGUGUACGACAACUACCGCAUGAUCCGACCGCCGUCGCUCUCGUGGGACAAGAAGACGCGCUACGAGGCCAUCGGCCGACCGGCGGGCGUGACGGAGUACGACGACAUCUUCGUCAUCAGCAGCUUGUUCCACCACGUCAGCGUCCUUCGGGUCCGCGUGCCGCAAAGGUUGCUCGACGUGAUCGAGGGGGCGGACGAGGAGACGGUGAGGAGCUGGGGCGGGCUGGUGCUCUGGAGGAGUAAGUGGUAUGAUUUCUUCGUUGCGGAGGAGAGGAUCCAGGCUAUGAAGUUACUUUGGGGGGUUUUUGCGUAUCAGAUGAGGAAGACGGAUUCGGAGGAUACUGCGAUGGAGGGUUGA
Molecule: messenger RNA, 1581 nt
Organism: Scedosporium apiospermum
Lineage: Eukaryota; Fungi; Ascomycota; Sordariomycetes; Microascales; Microascaceae
Exons: 2
Coding region: 1-1581 (526 amino acids)
Source: RefSeq, a predicted model, not a curated record